Messenger RNA from Bursaphelenchus okinawaensis, 616 nucleotides. The record is from the annotation of a GenBank genome assembly. Lineage: Eukaryota; Metazoa; Nematoda; Chromadorea; Rhabditida; Aphelenchoididae.
AUGUCCAAGGAGUAUUACUUCGUGAUAGUGGGCAGGGAUGAUCAACCCGUAUUCGAGAUCGAGUUCCCUGUAACCACACAGAAGAAGAAAAAGGAAAACGAUGUGAGGCAUUUGCAUCAGUUUAUAGCUCAUGCAGCGUUGGACAUUGUUGACGAACAGGCUCUGCAUUCCUCCAACAUGUACUUGAAGGUAUGCUUCGCAUUAUGACUUAUUAUUUUAUAGUUAUAAACAGUUUUUUGCCAUUUUACGUUUUCUUUUAAGAGAAAUGACAAAAAACUUUAUACCUACAUGAGUUAAUUUUUGUCUACUACAAUAUGGUUUGCACUAUGUUAAUGCAGAUAUUAGUCAAAGUAUGAUAAUCUUAUACGUUUGUUUUCAGGUAGUAGACAAGUUCAAUGAAUGGUUUGUGUCAGCCUUUUUGACUGCCAGCAGGAUGAGGUUUAUGAUAUUACAUACGAAUAAGAAUGAGGAGAACAUACGGCAGUUCUUUCAGGAGAUGUAUGAAGUGUAUAUAAAGUAUAGUAUGAAUCCGUUUUACAUUCCUGACAGCCUUAUCAAGAGCAGUGCCUUUGAACAGAAAGCGAUCUUCUAUGCCAGGAAAUAUUUAAAUGUUUAA